Messenger RNA from Pipra filicauda (Wire-tailed manakin), 4867 nucleotides. Its product is annotated as neurobeachin-like protein 2. Gene Ontology annotation, biological process: intracellular protein localization. The transcript has 29 exons. Gene Ontology annotation, cellular component: cytosol; membrane. The annotation marks the transcript as partial. The record is from RefSeq and is a predicted model, not a curated record. NCBI's taxonomy places the organism in Eukaryota, Metazoa, Chordata, Aves, Passeriformes, Pipridae. Gene Ontology annotation, molecular function: protein kinase binding.
GGUGCUCAUGCUGGACGCCAUCCCGGCCAUGCUGAGCUGCGAGGACCGGCCGGUGCUCCAGGCCACCUUCCUGAGCAACAACUGCUUCGAGCACAUCAUCCGCCUGCUCCAGAACAGCACGCUCUACCUCGGCAGCUCACAGGAGGCGGGCGAAUCCCGGGACGAGGUUCCCACACGGAGCAGGGAUGGCCUGCAGCAGGGCGGUGCCGGCGGCUCCGACGCCAUCGCGGUCCACGCCCUCGGCGUGCUCACGGCCAUCAUGAGCAACUCGCCCUCGGCCAAGGAGGUGUUCAAGGAGCGCAUCGGCUACACCCACCUCUACGAAGUGCUGAGGAGCCAAGGGCAGCCCACCCAACGCCUGCUCCAGGAGCUCCUCAACAUGGCAGUGGAGGGCGACCACAGCUCCUUCCCGGUGCGUCCCAUCCGCAACGAGCAGCCCCUGCUGAUCCUGCUGGCCUGGCUGCCGGCACUGGAGUGCCGGGAUCUCCAGGUCUUCCUGUCGGGGUGGCUGCGGCGGCUCUGCGAGGCCUCCCUGCCCAGCCGCCUCACGUGCGUCAAGGCCGGCAUGGUGGGCUCCCUGCUGGGCGCCCUGGGCACCGAGCCGGCGCUGCCCACUGCCUGCUCCCAGAACCUGCUGGAGCUGCUCCGGGCGCUGGGCAGCCUGUCCAUCCGGCCCGGGGAGCUGCGGCAGCUGCUGCGGCUGCUGCGGCACGAGCGGGGCCGGGGGCCUCAUCCCUACGUGUGUCCCGUCAUCCGGGCGCUCUCGGGCAUGGCCAGGGCGGAGGGGCCCCCCCGGGCGCUGCAGAGCUUCGACCUGAGCCCGGGCAUGGCCGGGAUCAUGGUGCCCACCAUCCAGAAGUGGCCCGGAGGGGCCUUCGCCUUCCACGCCUGGGUGUGCCUGAGUGAGGAGGAGCCGGAGCCGCCGGCGAGGCCGAAGAGGAGGCAACUCUACAGCUUCUUCACGGCCGGGGGGACGGGCUUCGAGGCGUUCUUCACCGCCGGCGGCGUGCUGGUGGUGGCCGUCUGCACCAAGAAGGACUACAUGACCGUGGCCUUGCCGGAGUUUGCCUUCAACGACUCGGCUUGGCACUGCGUGGACAUCGUGCACGUCGCCGGGCGCCGGCCCUUCGGCCAGAACGUCGUCAGCGUCUACGCCGACGGGCACCUGCGGAAGACGGCGCAGCUCCGCUUCCCCUCCCUCCACGAGUCCUUCACCUCCUGCUGCAUCGGCUCCGCGGGGCACCGGACCACCACCACGGCUGCCACGGCCACCAGCCACCCGCCGGCACCCCACGGCCCGGAGCUGGUCUUCCCCUCACACCCUGUGCUGGGACGCUCCCAGUCUGUCCCUGCCACCCUCGGCCCCCACUCUUGGACCCCCACUCAGCUGCCCACGGAGGGGGUGGUGGCCACCACGGCGGCCGGGAGCCAGGACAUGGAGUGGGGCAGCCCCACCUCCCUGGAGGGUCACCUGGGCUCCGUGGCCAUCUUCUGUGAGGCUCUGCAGCAGGCCCAGGUCAAGGCUCUGUUCUGUGCAGGCCCGAAUGUCAUGUCACCAUUUACACUGGAAGGGGACCUGGUGGAGCUGAGCAGCAAACUGCUGCUGUACUACACCCCCCAGGCCUGCAGGAACAACAUCUGCCUGGACCUCUCUCCCAGCCACGGCCUGGACGGGAGGCUGACGGGGCACAAGGUGGUCAACUGGGACGUUAAGGACGUGGUCAACUGCGUGGGUGGGAUGGGAGUGCUCCUGCCCCUGCUCGAGCAAGUGGUGUCCAAGAAGGAGGAGCCCGAGGACGAGGAGGAGACCAAUGACUUGGUGGGGCCAGAGCUGACGUCCUCCAGGAACGCCCAGGGCAUGCUCAUCCCACUGGGAAAGUCCUCAGAGAACAGGCUGGAGAGGAACAGCGUGGCCGCCUUCCUGCUGCUGGUGAAGAACUUCAUCCAGCACCACCCCGUGAACCAGGAGAGCCUGGUGCAGUGCCACGGGCCGGCCAUCAUCGGGGCACUGCUGCAGAAGGUCUCCGGCGCUCUGCUGGACAUGAGCACGCUGGUGGCCUCGCAGAUCCUCAUGGAGCAGGUGGCCUCCGAGGGCAGUGGGCUCCUGCUGCACCUCCUGUACCAGCAUCUCCUCUUCGACUUCCGCAUCUGGAGCAACAGCGACUUCGCCGUGCGCUUAGGCCACAUCCAGUACCUGGCCAACGUGGUCAAGGACCACAAGCAGCGCAUCCGUAAGAAGUACGGGGUGCAGUAUGUCCUCGACUCCAUCCGGACCUACUACGGCACCUCCAGGGAGAAGACCAUGGCCACUGAUGACAUCAAGACAGUGCAGACAUCCCUCUUCAGCCUGGUGAAGGAUUUCUUCUGCCGGAGCUUCUCCGGGGAGGAGAUGCAGAGCUUGCUGAGCUACCUGGCUGGGGCCCAGGACGAGCAGCAGGUGUGUGGGGCGCUGGAGGUGAUCCACAGCCUGCUGAAGGGCUCACCUGCCCAGGAGCAGCUCUUCGCCUUCCUCUUCGAGCCGGGCCAGGUGGAGGUUCUCUUCUCACUGCUGGUGCAGAAGAAGUUCUCGGAUGAAGUGCGGGAGAGGGUCUUCAAGAUCCUCUACAAGAUGCUGAAGUACGAGAAGGUCCCUGAGCGCAGCAAGAACCGCCUGAAGCUGAAGGACAUCGGGUACCAUGGGCUCAUCUCCUACCUCAGUGACGUCCCCAGCUCCAUGCUGCUCUUCCGCUGCCUCUCCGAGCAGGUCCUCGGGGCAGACCCUCCCAACUACAAGGACCUGGUGGCCGUGGUUUACCUGUCCCACCGGGCUGACCUGACCGUCCGGCUUGACCUCUGCCGCAAGCUCUUCCACCUGAUCUAUGCUCAGCAGGACCUGGUGAGGCAGCUGGCCAGGCUGGCUGGCUGGCAGGACACCCUCACCAAGCUCUACGUCCGGGAGUCGUACGAGUCCCGCCAGCACAGCCUGAGCACCAGCGGGGGCUGCCCGGAGCUGCUCCGCCUCUCCGACCCCCCCGGCAAGGAGGGCACGAGCCCACCGCCGGCCGAGCUCCAGGAGCUGGAUGUCUUCCUCCCACUGGGAUACGAGGCCUCGGACCAGGAGCUCUCCGAGGGCUUCUCUGACCACUCCAUCUCCCCGAGCGGCCGCAUCAAGUCCUUCCACUCCUACAACUUCAAGUCUUUCGACUCCUCCGACCGGGCCAGUCGCUCGUCCUCCAACCCCGGCGACGGCCCCCCCUUCGACGGCGUCUACCACCCGCUGUCGCCCUUCUCCACCUCCCCCUUCGACCUGGGGCUCGACCUGGCCAGCACCAGCUCCGUGGCCACGGCCGAGAGCGGUGCCCAGACCCCUGGCAGCGGCCCCGGCACCCCGUCCCCCCUGGAGAGCUUCAAGCCCUUCCCGGGAAUGCGGGCGCGCAAGAGCUCCAGCCUGUCCAACGUCCUGGACGAGAGCAGCUACCAGGACGUGCUGCCCAGCGACAACGUCUCCAACACCAGCAACCCCCAGCAAACCCCCGAGGAGGAGCUGUGCAACCUCCUGACCAACAUCAUCUUCUCAGUGACGUGGCGCGGGGUGGAGGGCUGGGACGACGCGGCCUGGCGGGAGCGGGGCCAGGUCUUCUCGGUGCUCACCAAGCUGGGCUCGGCCUGCGAGCUGGUGCGGCCCCCGGACGAGAUCAAGCGCAGCCUCCUGGAGAUGAUGCUGGAGUCGGCGCUGACCGACCUGAAGGAGUCGGGGCCGGGGGCCCUGCCCGGCCUCACCCACAACGCCCUCAAGCUGCUCCGGCUGCUCCAGGACUUCCUCUUCUCCGAGGGGCACAACAACCAGGCCCUGUGGAGCGAGAAGAUCUACGAGGGGGUGAACAGCCUGCUGGACAAGCUGGGCGUGUGGUACCACCUGGCCAAUGGCACCUCCGACCUCAGGGAGAUGGCCCAGGCGGGGCUGCGAGUCCUCGUGGGCUACAUCCUGCUGCAGGACCCCCAGCUGCACUCCCUGGCCUACGUGAAGCUGCACAGCCUCCUGCAGACGUCCUCAGCUCCCAGGAAGGACGAGGCCUGUUACCUCCUGGGGAAGCUGGAGACCCCCCUGCGGCGCUCGCUGGAGGCCAAGUCGGAGACGUUCUCCUGGCUGGUGCCCAUCAUCCGCACGCUCAUGGACCAGUGCUACGAGACCCUGCAGCUGCAGCUCUUCCUGCCCUCCCUGCCCCCCACCAACGGCAGCCCCACCUUCUACGAGGACUUCCAGCUCUUCUGCACCACCCCGGAGUGGAGGGGCUUCAUCGAGAAGCACGUGCAGCCCACCAUGGCCCAGUUUGAGAUGGACACCUUUGCCAGGAGCCACGACCACAUGUCCAACUUCUGGAACGCCUGUUACGAUGCCAUGAUGAGCAGCGCCCAGCGGCGGGAGCAGGAGAAGGCGGCCAGCCGCAAGAUGUUCCAGGAGCUGGUGCUGGAGCCGGUGGCCAAGCGCUCCAAGGCAGAGAACGCCCGGCACAGCAACGUCCUCAAGCAGGCCAACAACCACCAGAGCACGGUGCUGAAGCAGUGGAGGUCCCUGUGCCGCCUGCUCACCUCGCCCCGCUCCGCCUGGGCCGACCGGAACCCGCCGGAGGUUCGCUGGAAGCUGUCGAGCGCCGAGACCUACUCGAGGAUGAGGCUGAAGCUGGUGCCCAACCUCAAUUUCGACCAGCACUUGGAGGCCAGCGCCCUGCGGGACAACCUGGGAGCCGAGCACCUCCAAACCCCCGCCGAGCCCCUCCCGCUCGCCAUGGCCAAGGAGGCCAAGGUGAGCGAGCUGGAGGACGACCAGCUGGCCGAGGAGGACCUGCCCGUGCUGGACACGCAGGCCGAGCCCAAGGAGCAGAGCCAG